Molecule: messenger RNA, 1152 nt
Organism: Varanus komodoensis (Komodo dragon)
Lineage: Eukaryota; Metazoa; Chordata; Lepidosauria; Squamata; Varanidae
Gene: XCR1
Product: X-C motif chemokine receptor 1
Exons: 1
Coding region: 1-1038 (345 amino acids)
Biological process (GO): immune response; chemotaxis; G protein-coupled receptor signaling pathway
Cellular component (GO): membrane
Molecular function (GO): chemokine receptor activity
Source: RefSeq, a predicted model, not a curated record
AUGGCUGAACCAACAUACUAUUUGCUUGCAUAUACAAGCAAUACAACAGAUUAUUUGGAUCUGGAGUCUAACUGGUGUGAUAUGACCGACACAGGCAAAUUCAGUGCCACAUUCACCAGCGUCCUGUACUCCAUAAUUUUUCUCCUCAGUCUGCUAGGAAAUAGCCUUGUCUUGUGGAUUGUGAUCAGAUAUGAAAGCCUCUUGUCCUUAACAAACCUCUUCAUCAUGAAUCUUUGCCUCACAGACUUGGCUUUUUCUUUCACGCUGCCUUUCUGGAUUGUGUACAAUUACUAUGGAUGGAUUUUUGGCGGGUUUCUCUGCACGGCUGUGAAUGCAAUCUUUUCUAUCAGCUACUAUGGUGGUGUGAUCUUUCUUACCAUUAUGACCAUCCUCCGGCUCCUGGCUGUGAUACAUCCUUUGUCAACACUGAGGACUCAGAUGAAGAGAUGUGGUUUGUUGGUGAACAUUGUUUCUUGGAUCAUUAGCAUCGCAGUCGUGAUUCCUGAAAUGAUGAAUACCCAAAUAAUUCUUCACAGUGAUGGCUUCAAGCAGUGUGAGUACAAAGACCAUUCAGUCUGGAAGUUGGUGGAGCUGUGUCAGCAACUUGCUUUUUUUCUAGUUUCCUUCAUUAUCAUCACAAUUUGCUACACUGUGAUGCUGAAGGUUCUGCUUAGAUCAAGAUCUCAGCGAAGACACAGGACUGUAAGGCUCAUAUUUGCCAUUGUGGUAGUCUUUUUCCUGACCUGGGCACCUUUCAACAUUCUUGGCUUUGUAUACAAUUUAGCCGAACAGCACUACAUCACGGCAACUUGUCAACACAAAAAAAAUAUUUUCUUUGCUUAUGACAUCAGCCGCAAAAUAGCCUACUGCCACUGCUGCCUCAAUCCGGUGCUCUACGUCUUUGUUGGGGUGAAAUUCAGAAGGCAUCUGAAACUCUUGUGCAAGCACUACAUUCUGUGCUGUAACAGGAUGCCACCUGCCAGCCCUAGAAAGGUUUCUUUUCAUGUGAGCCUAGAUGAGGAUGCAUCUGUGUACUGAAGAGAAGACCACCAAACAGAAUGAGAAACUGAAUGGUGUGAACAAGCUAAAGAGGUAGAAAUGCCCCCUUCACAUUGCCCCAGAGGAUUUAGCAGGAAUGGUUAAUUGGUAGGA